GAAUUUAGAUCUUCUAUUAUUUGAUAUAAAUAUUUUUAAUUGGAGUAAUUAAUUAUAAUUGGGAUUUCGAACUUGCAGAUAAUAAAUGUCAUAAAGAACUAUUGUUAUGACUCUAUCUGAGGUUAUAUCUUUUACGUGUGGAUGUUAAACAGACAUUCGAGCCAAAUAAAGUACGAACAUAUUUUUUUAUUGUAUUUUUUUAAUUAGAUUUGAAUAAUAAAGUUAAAAUGAAAUUGAAAGAGUGACCUUUUUGACCGACUAAACACUUACAGACUGGUAUUGCAUGGUAUCUUCACCACAUGCGAUACACAAUUAAAUUAUAUGAAGAAACUGUCAAUAGGUUUUAUUAUCGUGGGAUUAUUUAUAAUCAAAUAUGGAUUAUAAUAGUAGAAUACUUCGCCAAAAAGAAUUACAAGACAUCGUGGUAAAAUCAAAAAACCAUUGUUAAAAUUUAAAGUAACUGUGGAAUUUACAUGUGGAAUUACAUGAGUUCAUGUGUAAGAUAUGCGAAUACUUCUAUUACAAUCUAGUAAAGUGAAAGGAAUAUUUAAAAGAGGAAAAUAAAAGGAAAAUAUAUAUAUAUAUAUAUAAUCUGUUAGAACUCAGUCUAAGAACCAUCAUGAGCAAUCCAAAAUACUUCCACGUAAUGAUCAAACCACGAAUAGAUAGAGUGCAUCUGGAACUUCUGUUAGAAUUUAUCAGUCGUGACCAUGACAUGGCGGAUUUGGAUGAUCCUCAUAUAGUGGAACUAAUGCGGAAAGGAACAAUCCCGCCAUCUUUGUCUUUGAGAGCGCCACCUACACACAUUGGCACAACACAACACCGAAAUGAUACUUUGGGUAUAUCAAAAGAGGAAAUCUCCAAAAGAUACAUCAUAAAGCUUCACCGAGAUAGACUUCGAAAUAAUGAAGCUGUUUACAAGUCUUUGGACAACCUGCCAAUUAAGAUAAAACAAGUUGCACAAGAUUCCUUUGAAAAAAGUUCGAGUGGAGGAAAGUCUUCUCCUUCAAGCUUUCGGAGUAGAAAAAGUUCGCGGUCUAUACAUCUUCAAGAUUUUCGAAAUCAUAAAAAUCAAACCAUUACAAAAUCACUGGAUUCUCCAUGGAACAAGAGCAAUGCUAUAAAUCCACGCAAACAACGUUCAAAGACUAAGUUGUUACCAAGGGUUACUGGAAGUUCAGAAUCAGAGAAAUCAAAAAAUGAUGACGAGGCUAAGCACGUUAGUUUUGAACCAAACGCGUUUAACAUGCUCGAAUCUGAAAUGCCCUAUAUCUUUUCAGCUGGUUUCCAAGGCUAUCAAAAUCGUGUGAAAUUAUCAAGAAAAAAACCCAUAGCAUUUGGACAAACCAUAAACACUACUGGUUCCAAUAUCAACAAUGGUAUUAACAUUAACAGCAAUCAAGAGUUUCAAAGACGUUAUCAGCGGGUUUUAGAUGCUGAUAAGCAGCCUCAUUUUGUAAAAACGUCCCUCAUAAAGGGACAGCGUGUAAACAAUACUUACAACAACAGAUACAGAAAUAUGUUUAAUGAAGCUGAAACUGAAACUCAACGAAGUGAGGAACUAUUUGCAAUCAAAUCAGUGCAACGCAUCAAUGAACCAUUUAUUUUUACAUCUCCGGCUUCCCCUACUCGUGUUCCGAAUCCUAGUCUCUACUCUGAAUGUCAAAACUCUGAAGUGGGUAUUAAUAUUGUGACGUCACCUCCUUCCAGAGCAGCGUCAAGUACUCUCGCAGAUGUUGAUUCUCGUGAGAAUUCAUCUCGUGGUGAUCCAGACAAUGAUUUUCCGCAAAAUGAUAAAAACUACAAUUUCGAACCUGUUGCAUACGAAGAAAAUGAUGAACAAUCAUAUGACAUAGAACAAAAGAUUCCUACUUUGUCAUUAGAGUUAUUGCGAGUCCACGAAAGUACUACUUCAGCUCAAACGAAGAAGAGCAUCGCAUGUAAUCUAACAGACAUCACAGAACGUGAUGAAAGCAAUUUAACAAAGACAACAAGAAGUGAAAUUGUUCCAGACAUGAAAAUUUCUGUAAAAAUUAACUUUAAAUCAACAGAAGAUGUAAUUGAAGAAAGCAACAGUGUCAUAUCAGAUUCAUCGAAAAGAAGUAAAGACAGCCUUACUCCAAGACAACCGCGACAUAAUGCAAGCUCACAAUCGAAACGGACUGCUAGUUCUUUAUCAGAAAGCACAUUAGAUACCAUUAGAGUGGAAGGACACUUAUUUGGUGAACAUUCAGACAUGGAGAAACAUAGCAGUAACCGCGAACUAGUUCAAAAUACACUAAACACAGAAAGAAGUGGUCACAGUUCUUUGGAUGAGGAAAGGGAAAUUCCUCAGAUAAUAGUUGAUUUGAACACGUUAAAAACAGUUAAGACACCAAUAAAGAAAAGCAGGAAUCAGAUUAGAAGUUCGAAAGAGGAGAACAAAGAGCAUAAACAUAAAAAGACAAUUUCAGAAACAAAUAAUGUAAGACACACAGACGUUUCUCCUUCAGAGGAUAAUAAUGGUUUCUUCCUUACUUAUGAAAAUGGAAACGAUUCGGCUUUAUCCCAUUAUGAAGAAUCUUCGAAGAUUGAAGAACUACGUGACUUUAAUUGCAAUAAAGAAAAUACUCCACGGACGGAGGUUGAUGACAGUGGAAUCUCAAUUUCUACUUUUGAAAACGAGACAAUCAAAUGUUGAAUGAUUAGACAGAGAAGCGUGGUAUUUAAAGUUAAAUCGUGCAAAGUAAAAACAAAGAUUUCAGAUUUUAUUAUAUAGUCAUAGUAUGAACAAAAAACCUCUUUACCUCGCACAAAUUAAAUUAAGAAAUAAUGUUGAGACAUAACUUUCCACUAGUGCUAUUUGUGGUAUCAAAAGCAAGACUAAAAUGAAAGACCGGAGUAUACUAGUGAACCUAAGCAGGAUUAGGGUAGAUGUUCUGCCGGUAGUUAAAUGCAGACUAGUUUCUCUUUUUAUUCAAAUUAGAUCUUGUCAUAUUUCAUACAUACAUUUAUUUAUUCAAACCAUAUUGCUAUAUCAAAGUAUGCUACGUUAAAUUAAAAUAAUCAUUUUAACAGUAUAAAAUGAUAUGUGCAAUUGAUAUCGAAAAAAUUAAAUGAGUGUUUAUGAUAGACAGACUAACGUAACAUAUAUUCAUAAAAUGGUUUGUAAAAAACAAGUAAACUUCUUACAUAGAUGAAAUGAUUAAAUAUGAUUAUAGUUAUUCAUAUAUGUCUGUAUGUUUCUCAGGUCUGUGCUCACAUAAGCAUGAAACACAGAUAUCAUUUUCAGAAGCAUAAAACAAAGAUGAGCAUUUUAGUAGAUAAGCUUACACAAGAUAAUGCCCAUUUGGGUCGGUUACAUUUUUGUUUGCAUGACAAUAAAUCCACAUUUGGAUUUAAUUUGUAUAUUUAGGUAAGAAUCAUUUUAUUACACUUUUUCUUGUGCCUGUUUAAAUUAAAUGUUACUGCGUUCUUGGAGUCAUAUGAUGACUGAAGUCUGUGUUUCAUUUCAAAUAUUUUAUGGCCAAUAAUUCUGAAUCAUUUGUUAUAUAUUGCAUGUAUGUUAAUUUCAUUAUUAUUUUCAGCAUAAUUUUAUUUACAUGUCAUCAAGAAAAUGGUGAAAAAGAUGUUUUAAGUUAUUGAAAUCCAUC
This is a messenger RNA of Mytilus trossulus (common blue mussel), 3632 nucleotides long. RefSeq lists its product as uncharacterized. The transcript is spliced from 3 exons. NCBI's taxonomy places the organism in Eukaryota, Metazoa, Mollusca, Bivalvia, Mytilida, Mytilidae. The coding region runs from base 620 to 2680 and encodes 686 amino acids. The record is from RefSeq and is a predicted model, not a curated record.